Molecule: messenger RNA, 1858 nt
Organism: Cucumis sativus (cucumber)
Lineage: Eukaryota; Viridiplantae; Streptophyta; Magnoliopsida; Cucurbitales; Cucurbitaceae
Product: indole-3-pyruvate monooxygenase YUCCA6
Exons: 4
Coding region: 353-1585 (410 amino acids)
Biological process (GO): auxin biosynthetic process
Molecular function (GO): NADP binding; N,N-dimethylaniline monooxygenase activity; flavin adenine dinucleotide binding
Source: RefSeq, a predicted model, not a curated record
CCAUCACCAACUACACCGGUUACGUUACUCUUUUGGUUGAGGUCAUGUUUUAAAUUCCUCCACAUUUAUUGUGCUCAAAAAAACAACUAACAUCCUUCAGAAUUGUAAUUUUGCCACUAGCCCCCAUCCAUAUAUCCUUCAACUUGAAGCUUACCAAGGAGUUUGUCUCAAAUUUUCAUCUCUCUAUAUAGUUCCCAUAACUUUUCCCUUACAUAUCCUCCUCUUUGUCUAAUAAAAACAACCCUUACAACUUCAAUCCCCAUAGAUCAAAAUCCAACUUUUCUUUCAAAACUAAAAAAGUAUGCACAGAAAACCCGCCAAUAUACUAAACACAUAACCCCUUUAUUUCUUCAUGGACGAUUAUUGGAAAGAAUUGCAAGGCAAAAGACUUCACGAUCCUCUCACCAAAAAUCAAGUCAGCCCAAUUCCACAAAUUUUGGUUCAAGGGCCUCUCAUCGUUGGUGCCGGACCGUCGGGCUUAGCGGUCGCAGCAUGUCUAAAGCAAAAGGGUAUCCAAAGUUUGAUCCUUGAAAGAGCCGAAUGUAUAGCUUCAUUAUGGCAGUUCAAGACAUAUGACCGUCUUCGCUUGCAUCUUCCAAAGCCAUUUUGUCAGCUCCCAUUCAUGCCUUUCCCUUCACAUUUCCCCACUUACCCAACAAAGCAACAAUUUUUAAGCUAUUUGAAAGCCUAUGCUGAUUAUUUUAAGUUGAAGACGGUGUUUAAUAGCACAGUUAUAAGGGCAGAGUGGGAUGAGAGAUGUGGGUUUUGGAAAGUGAAAUCAGUUAAAGACCAAAAGGUUAUUGUUGAGUAUUUUUGUAAGUGGUUGAUUGUGGCAACGGGUGAAAAUGCUGAAGAGAUUAUUCCUCAAAUUGAAGGGUUAGAGAUAUUUGAAGGCCCUGUUGUUCAUACUAGCUCUUAUAAGACAGGUGAAGUGUUUCAUGGGAAGAAAGUUUUGGUUAUUGGUUGUGGUAAUUCUGGAAUGGAAGUUUGUCUUGAUUUAUGUAACUUCAACGCGUCCCCUCACCUCGUCGUUCGCAAUUCGGUGCACAUUCUACCUCAUGAGAUAUUGGGAAGAUCAACAUUUGGGUUGUCCAUGUGCUUGCUCAGAUGGCUUCCCAUGCGUAUAGUGGAUCAAUUUCUUCUUCUUGUUUCACGUUUGAUGUUAGGAGAUACAUCUAAAUUGGGGCUUCAUCGUCCAAAACUUGGCCCUUUACAGCUCAAGAAUCUGUCUGGAAAAACGCCUGUUUUAGAUGUUGGCACUUUUGCAAAAAUCAAAACCGGCAAGAUUAAGGUUCGUCGAGGAGUGACAAGACUAACCCGCCAUGCCGCUGAGUUCGUUGAUGGCAGCCUCGAAAAUUUUGAUGCUGUCAUUUUGGCCACUGGUUAUAAAAGUAAUGUACCCUCUUGGCUAAAGGAAAGGCAUAUGUUUGAUGAGAAAGAUGGAAUGCCAAGGAAGGAAUUUCCAAAUGGAUGGAAAGGUGAAUGUGGACUAUAUGCAGUUGGGUUCACAAAGAGAGGGCUACUUGGAGCUUCAAUGGAUGCAAAAAGAAUAGCUGAAGAUAUUGAACUUUGUUUGGAAAAUUAAAGCUGAUAAGAAUUUGGCUUUAAUUUUAUAAAAUGCCCCUUCACUUACUCUUCUGUAUUGCCUCAAUCAUCACUCCAAACCCACCAUUAAAGCAACCCCUUUUUAGUUUACAAAUACAAAAGUCAUGCACUUUCAUUCUUACUUUUGUCACUUGUGGGGUUGGAAAAAAAAAAAAAAAAAAACACUAUAUACAAUCUCUCCCAAAGUUACACAAUUCAUUGAAAAAUAUCUUUCAUGGGAAAAAAAAUUGGUUUAGACAGUCACCUUUCUUAA